Messenger RNA from Manihot esculenta (cassava), 2669 nucleotides. RefSeq names its product tricalbin-3. Lineage: Eukaryota; Viridiplantae; Streptophyta; Magnoliopsida; Malpighiales; Euphorbiaceae. The coding region runs from base 202 to 2232 and encodes 676 amino acids. The record is from RefSeq and is a predicted model, not a curated record. The transcript has 10 exons. Gene Ontology annotation, molecular function: lipid binding.
GGAAAAAUUGAUUUUGUGUCGACUCCAGCCACUGACACUGAGGAUUGGGAAUGAGGAUCACAAAACACUCCAAGCACAAAAGCUGAGCUUCUUUUUGCUUGAAGAAAUACAGAGAAAUCAUUCUCCUCCACAAUUCACCAUUUCCAUUUUCUCUUCUACUUUCUUCAUACUCAUUUCAAUGCCUCAUCACUCGACAAGCAAAUGAAAACCAUUAUUUCUUCUUCUUCUACCUAUGAUUCCUCUCAGAUUCUGUUUCCUCAGCUCUGCCCUUGUAACAAUUCAACCCACACCUAUCCUUCAAUCUCUUCCUGCAAGAGAAGGAGGAAAAAACUUCACCCAAAAUUUUCCCGCCCCAAGUUCUCUGUUCGUGCUUGUAUAUUUCCCACCAAUGACAGCCGCAAUCACAAUGCCAAUUCUAUCAGACUAGCAACACGAAUUCGAAACAUUCUUUUCAAACAAAUUGCUAAUGAAUUGGAGAAACAAGAAGAUGGUUUGCAAGAGAAUUCUUCAUCAUCAUCAUUGUCUUCGUCCAUCCAAAUGGGUUCAAAUUUCACUGGUUUUCAAGAAGAUCCCAUGCUAGAUAAGUUAAGGACUCAGUUAGGAGUCUUACACCCUAUUCCAUCUCCUCCAAUUAAUCGAAACAUUGUUGGGUUUUUUGUCUUCUUCUUCUUUGUUGGAGUAGUUUUCGAUAAGUUAUGGACGUCCAGGAAGACGGCUAAGAUGGUCAGUGGAGGUGGGCAGCGUGGACCCUGGCCGCAAGUUCCCACAAGUUUUUCGUUGUUCUUGGAAAAGGAUUUGCAGAGGAAGGAGUCAGUGGAGUGGGUGAAUAUGGUGUUGGGGAAAUUAUGGAAGGUGUAUAGACCUGGGAUUGAGAACUGGAUUAUUGGGUUGCUGCAGCCUGUCAUUGAUAAUCUGAAGAAGCCUGAUAAUGUGGAGAGAGUUGAGAUUAGGCAAUUCUCCUUGGGAGACGAGCCAUUGUCAGUCAGGAAUGUUGAGCGCAGAACAUCACGCCGUGUCAACGACUUGCAGUACCAGAUAGGCCUUCGAUAUACUGGUGGUGCUCGCGUGCUGCUGAUGCUUUCACUAAAAUUUGGCAUUAUCCCCAUUGUUGUACCAGUUGGCAUCCGAGAUUUUGACAUAGAUGGUGAGCUAUGGGUCAAAGUGCGGUUGAUACCGACUGAGCCUUGGGUGGGAGCUGUUUCUUGGGCUUUUGUCUCCCUUCCAAAGAUCAAAUUUGAAUUAUCACCAUUCCGCUUGUUUAAUUUGAUGGCAAUACCUGUUCUCUCAAUGUUUUUAACAAAACUUCUUACUGAGGAUUUGCCUCGACUAUUUGUUCGUCCAAAGAAGAUUGUCUUGGAUUUUCAAAAAGGGAAAGCAGUUGGCCCUGUUGGAAAUGAUUUCAAAACAGGAGAAAUGCAAGAGGGCAACAGUGAUUUUGUGGGAGAGCUAUCAGUUACUCUCGUAGAUGCUCAGAAACUUUCCUAUGUGUUCUAUGGUAAAACAGAUCCAUUUGUUGUUCUAAGCCUGGGAGAUCAAACCAUACGCAGUAAAAAGAACAGUCAAACCACUGUCAUUGGGCCUCCUGGUCAGCCGAUUUGGAAUCAGGACUUUCAUAUGCUUGUUGCAAAUCCUAGGAAACAAAAGUUGUACAUCCAAGUGAAAGACUCCCUUGGAUUUACAGAUUUGACUAUUGGUAGAGGAGAGGUUGAUCUAGGAUCUCUCCAAGACACUGUACCAACAGACAGGAUUGUAGUUUUACGUGGAGGUUGGGGUCCGUUCAGAAAGGGGUCUUAUGGAGAAAUACUUCUUCGACUGACAUAUAAAGCAUACGUAGAGGAUGAAGAUGAUGACAAGACAGCAGUGGAGUCCAUUGACACAGAUGCUUCAGAUGACGAGUUGUCUGAUUCUGAAGAAUCAAAUGCUACUUUCAAGUCAACUGGAACAGAUCCAUAUGGUGGAUCAGAUAAAGAGUCAUUUAUGGAUGUGCUAGCAGCUUUAAUUGUCAGUGAAGAAUUUCAAGGGAUCGUGGCAUCUGAGGCAGGAAGCAACAAAGUUCUGGAUGGUGUCUCACCUGCAGCAUCACGUGGUCCUAAUGCUGAAUCAAUCCCUUCUGAUCCCAACAACAGUUCUGAAGGUUCAGGAGGAUCAGUUGUAGUUUGGCUUGCUGUGCUUACAAGCAUUUUAGUGGUAAUAGCAGUCAAUAUGGAUGGCACAAGUUUCUUCAACCCUUGAUAUGACAUUGAAAGGCUUGCAAAGAGUUGCUUUUAGUUCUCUUUAAAAAAUAGAUAAAAUACCUUUUACUCCGGCAAGUAUGGAAAGGAUCCAUUUGAUUCAGUUAAGCAGGGGACAAAAUUUUAAAUGGGAAUGUUGUAUUCCCAUGCUUGAAGUUGGUAAUAUGAGGGGGAAUGAGUUCCCCUCAUGUGAGGUUGUGCAGGCGAGGCCCCGUCCUCACAUGAUAUGAUUGGAUUCUUACUGUGCAUUGUAAUUAGUAGAGCAAUAUUCUUUUGCCCACAAAAAAUUUUGACUUUCAUUACAAGUCUUGAUCAUCUAAUUAGGUUUUAUUUGUUGGGUAUUAUUUAUUGUAAAUGUGAAGUGAGACCAUUCACCCUGUUCUUAAGCAAGUAGUAAACUGGCACAAUAAAUUAUUCAAUACAUUUUUAUAUGUAAAA